Messenger RNA from Biomphalaria glabrata, 2097 nucleotides. Its product is annotated as glycerophosphodiester phosphodiesterase domain-containing protein 4-like. Gene Ontology annotation, molecular function: glycerophosphodiester phosphodiesterase activity. Gene Ontology annotation, cellular component: membrane. The transcript is spliced from 15 exons. The coding region runs from base 258 to 1838 and encodes 526 amino acids. Gene Ontology annotation, biological process: lipid metabolic process. Lineage: Eukaryota; Metazoa; Mollusca; Gastropoda; Planorbidae. The record is from RefSeq and is a predicted model, not a curated record.
CGUGUGUUUCGGGGGAGGGGGGCGCUUUAUGAAGCGGGUCUUGUUACAUUUAAAGUCUAUGUCGGAGAAAUUAUGAUAUGCAUUGUGGAAAAUAAAGCGAAAAAAAAAAGAGAGAGAGAGAGAAAGAGAGAGAGAGAGAGAGAGAGAGAAGGAAAUGGAACGGAAACGAGCUGUUUCAUUUCACUGUAACAGAUAGGCCUACAGUAAUUCACGGGCUAAAAAAAAGUCAUUAGGUGCAACCUGAUUAAAACUCUGACAUGUCAAUCCCAGGCAACACUAGUUUGAAAAGUCAGAGUAGUAACCAAAGUGUCAAAUCUGACUUCUCUGAUCUUAAUCUGGGUUUCAAAGUGAUUACUGGGUUCCUUAGAUGCCAGUGCAAAGGAAACCUACUAUCUGAAAUUCAAAGCAAAAGGACAGAUCUUAUAACCUUCUGGCUUGUAUGGUUUUCACUAUUCUACACUACUUUCAUUAUAUAUUUUUGUUUGGCUGUCAGGCAAGAUUGCUAUUCAAUUGUCAAGUUACUAGAGAAUAAUGGGGCUCUUUUUAAUGACUGGUUUCCUAUUAUAAUAGUAAUGGCAACAGUUUCUUUGAUUUAUGAAUUAAUUUUGAUGGUUUUCUGUAUUAUUUGCUUGGCUUCAGGUGGUCAAGUAAUUGUUUCCAUAUUUCAUUGGGCUCUUCUCUCUGGCAUACUUGUUCUUUGUUUCAUACUCACCUUUCUUGUCUCCAAGUAUGUGCCUCAUUUAUGGACAGUUGCGUUUCUAUCAUUAAAGAUUUUUGUGCCAUUUAUUCAUGUACUGAGUUUGAUAAUAUCCACAAAUUUCUCCUGGAUAUUUUACAGACACUGGUUUAAGAUUUCACAAAAAGUGGAAAGAAUUGUGUGGAUGACAAUAUGGCUGUUUACACUAUCUAUUUUCUAUAUGACACCCCUGAUUUUUAAUUCACCUUUUAUGAAAGCCAAUCUCGCUCCUAAGCCUGGCAUCAUUGCACUUGGUGGGGCCAGUAAUGUUGCACCAGAGAACACAUUAAUUGCUUUUGAAAAGGCUCUUCACUUAGGUGCUGCAGGUUUAUAUAUAACUCUUCAUUUUAGUAAAGAUCAAGUACCCAUGAUUAUAAGUGAUUCUACAGUUGAUCGGACUACAAACUUUAGAGAUCAAAAAUUGUUGGUUAAUAGCCAAAUUAAAAACCUGAGUGUGAAAGACAUUAAAUCCCUCAGUGCUGGUUCAUGGUUUUUAAAAAAAGAUCCAUGCAAUACUGUUAAAAACUUGUCUUCCGAAGAAAGAAAGGUUAUUAAAAAGGCAGGAAUUCCAACCUGGGAAGAAUUUUUGACCUUUAUUGACGAUUAUCCGAACACCAAAAUUUUUGUCAAAUUCAAUACUCGGGAUCCAUAUAAUAUUAUAACCCAGCAGCUGGCAGAACACUCAGAACUUACAAUUUCAAAUGAAAAUCAAACCUCAGUACUUCAAACUAUAAUGGUACACCCACAAUAUGCUCAUUCUUUCAUUGAAGACAAUCGGAGACCAGCAAAUCUCAGCAGCCUAGAGCAAUUAAGUGCCGCUUUUUUACCAUUGGAUGCAUUUGUUGAUUUGACUAUACAAGACUAUCGGGUGUUAAAUGUAACGACAGUGAUGCAGGAUGUCAACACAAAAUGGCUGUUUUCACUGGCAUGGGCAGCUGGUGCUAGUUACGUGACCACUUACAAUGUUGAAUUACUGAAAAGUAUAUCCAUCCCAUUAUUUUAUUUGGACAAAGAAAUAUAUCUAACGAUUUGGGUCUCAGUGGAUGUGAUUUCAAUUGUUGCCACCACUAUUAGUUUCCUUACACAGAAGCCUAGUUCCUGAAUGUUACUUGAUAGGAGAUCCAAUUUGGGUUUCGAUCCAACGACGACUAGCACCAAAACAAUGCAGUGUGUCUCUUGCAGGCACUUGACAUGCAAAUCAUGUAGACGUUGUUGUUUUUCUACACAAUACUUGUCAAUGUAACGACAUAUUUAAAGAGACAAAGACGAUGUUAUGUGUGUGGUAGGCCUAAAGAACUAAGUUACAAGUAUUAAAAUCAAAUGUUUUUCUGUAGUUAGAAGAUUGGGUUUUUAUUAUUAUU